AGCGUAGAGGGGAUCGCACCGUAACCUUAAUAAUGCGUCCACUGUUCUCUGAUCACCAGAGAUGAUGUCGCCCUCCGUCACGCUCAGUCUCAGUCACAGUCAGUCCUCACCAUCCCUUCCUCUCCUGUAUGUGAAUAUCACCAACCUCUAGAUGCUACGAGAUCCUUCUUCCGCCCUCCCAUGGCUGCUCUGACACUUCACGUCACGACUUCCUUCACUCUCUCCCCCUAUCGGCUCCUCUUCCACCACCGCCGUGAACGCCCCAAGCUUGUCUUCUCCGCCCCGACCUUCUCGUCCUGCCACCGCUUCUCUGUGUGCUGUGCUUCCAUCCGCAGAAGGCCGAGGGCUGGUAGGAAGGUGAUGAGCAAUGUGGAGCUGCGCAAUGAGAUUAAGGAGUUCUUAUCUUCUGUCGGAUUUCCGGAGGACCAUGUGCCUUCCAUCAAGGAGCUCUCACUGCACGGAAGGAAUGACCUUGCCAACAUUAUUAGAAGGAGAGGGUAUAAGCUCGUGAGAGAGCUUCUUACCAACUCAUUGCAAAUGGAUGUUGAUGAGUCGAUUGAUAUGCAGGACGGCUUAGCUGAUAAAGAGGCAGAGGCAGAGGCAACUGCCAGUGGCAAAGUAGAGCAAUUGGAAGGUCAGGAUAAGAAGGCAGAAAAUUUGGCUGAACAAACUUAUUUAUCUGAUGAGGUUCUUGUGGAGGAACACUUUUCUGUUGGCCAUGAUGUGCGCCCCCACAUUUCUUUCCACGGUGAUAAAUAUGCCAAUCAGGAACCUCCAGUCAUCCUGUACUCAGAGGAAAAGGACCCUUCUUUUGAUGGGGAUGGUUUAACUAAUUAUGCAAUCUCAUUAAAGGAAGGAACCACUGCUGAAGAAGAUUCCAGUGGUUUUGAUACAAAAGAGGAGUCCGACUUUAGUAACAUUGAGCGUGCUCCAGCAAAAACUUCGAAUAAUCUGGACUCAGAGGUUGACGCCUCCUCUAGUUUCAGGGUGCAAGUUGAGGAGUUGGACUACAAUGGUCAAAGCAUAUCUUCAUCGACAGAUGCUCCUUAUGGAGAAAUUUGUCCUGAAAAUUCAGAGUUUGAUUCCAUGGGCAAUGCUGGUAGAUCUAGUGAACUACCAGAUGCUUCAACCUUGGAGGAGAAGGUGGCAAAAUUUAUGGCAGAUGGUUAUCUAGAUCCAGUUGAGGACAACCCCUCUGGGAUAUAUAAAGAGAUUGGUGGGGAAGAACCUGUUGGGCUUGCUAGUUCAGAUUUCACUGAUUCAGAAAAUGGGCUAGUGAUUCGGUCAAAGACCACAGCAGAGGUGCAACCUGUCCAUGUGUAUGGUAGCUUAGAUGCUCCUGUAACGCUGCAUGAAAGUACAUCAAAUCCAGGCUCUUCUUGUGCAAAAUUAGAUUAUUCUCUCGUGGACAACCAAUCAUCUGGUGAAGGAAAUGCUGAUAUGCGCAAGGUUGUGGAUACUGAGAUGAGUAGAGAGGAGAACCGAGCUGAGAUCAGUCAGCUCAAAUAUAUGCUGCAUCAGAAGGAACUGGAAUUGUCUCGAUUAAAGGAAGAGAUUGAAAGAGAAGAGCUUGCACUGUCCUUCUUGCAAAGGAAGGCUGAGAAUGAGAUUAAUAAAGCUCAGAAACUUAUCUUAGAAAAAGAUGCGGAGUUACAAGCUGCUGAAGAAAGUCUUUCUGGGCUGAAAGAGGUUGAGAUCCAGUAUUGUGGGGAUGGUGAUAUUGUGGAGGUGUCAGGUAGCUUCAGUGGAUGGCAUCACAGAAUAAAAAUGGAUCCCCAGCCAUUAGCUGGCACAGGCUCAAGGAAAUCUAGAUUGUGGUCAACAGUGCUAUGGCUCUAUCCUGGGGCAUAUGAGAUUAAGUUUAUCGUUGAUGGCCAGUGGAAGGUUGAUCCCACAAAGGAGUCAACUACAGAGGGUGCAAUAUGUAAUAACAUUCUUCGAGUUGACAGAUGAGAUAUUUAUGUUGCCCUGCAUCAGUCCGCUCUUGAUACAGUCUUCUCGCCCACCUCGAGGAAGCGAAUUUUUGCCGAUAUCCCACUUUAAUAAAGAAGACUCGAGGCUCCCAGAUUUGAGUAUGCAGUUCUGCCUCACCUUGCAGACAUCUUUUGAGCCUGCAUUCUGCUCAAAGCGAUUGAGGAUUUGGGUACAGAAUAGGGUCUUCAGGACUGAUGGAAGUUGUUGAUCAAGUCAAUAAGUUUGAGCAUAUGAACUCUAUAGCUUUUAGGCUGCUUCAUUUUGCUAAUCACGGUUUAGGGAGCAGCAGGAUGAAAAUAGGUAUGUAACCUUUGUAGGACAUCUCCGAGGACUGUACAUAAAUAAAGGUGCACUCAUACGGUAUUGAUCGGUUUGUUGAUGA
Molecule: messenger RNA, 2356 nt
Organism: Punica granatum (pomegranate)
Lineage: Eukaryota; Viridiplantae; Streptophyta; Magnoliopsida; Myrtales; Lythraceae
Source: RefSeq, a predicted model, not a curated record